This is a messenger RNA of Fusarium fujikuroi IMI 58289, 1095 nucleotides long. RefSeq names its product related to putative sterigmatocystin biosynthesis lipase/esterase STCI. Lineage: Eukaryota; Fungi; Ascomycota; Sordariomycetes; Hypocreales; Nectriaceae. The record is from RefSeq and is a predicted model, not a curated record. The coding region runs from base 1 to 1095 and encodes 364 amino acids. The transcript has 4 exons. Gene Ontology annotation, molecular function: hydrolase activity.
AUGCUUAACAUUGAGGAAAUCCGUGCCCUUGGAGAUGUUCAUCCAGAAUUUGAGCCUAUCAUCAGAGCCCAUAAUCCAAUGCUUAACGGAUGGGAUAUGAACACUGAGCUGGAAUCCUUUCGCCAGAUGAUGGCUCAGGUGAAACAGUAUCGACCUAAACCUGACCCGGCCACACUUUCAUACCACACCAAAGACUUCAAGAUUACUCUGAGAGAUGGCUUUGAAGUUGACGCCAGAUCAUACAUACCCAAUGGUGAUGUGCCAUCUGACGGACGUCCUGGACUUGUUGUCUUUCACGGUGGAGGCUUUGUCACAGGUGAUCUUGACACUGAAGCAGGACUAUGUGUCGAGUUCACAAAGCUGGGAGGCAUUGCUGUGAAUAUCGAUUACCGCCAUGCUCCCGAACAUGUGUUCCCCCAAGCUAUCAAUGACGCCUUUGAUGCUACGAUUUGGGUAUCUCAAAAUGUGGACAAGCUUGGAAUCAACCCGUCCAAAGGCUUCAUUAUUGGUGGUACAAGCUCAGGCGCCGAUAUCUCUCUGACCAUCUCCCAUCUGUAUAGAGACGCCGGGACCUUGCACCCUCUGACGGGUGUUUAUGCUCCAAUCACCUCUGGUGUCAAUGAUCAGACUGUCCCUGAAAAGUACAAGGAGUACUUCAUCAGCUAUGAGCAAAAUGCCAAGGUUCCCGUGUUUAGCGCAGAGUCGAUGAAAUUCAUUCACUCGAAGUAUAGACCUGAACCAAAGAGCCCUCUUGCUUUUCCGGUUGCAUUCCCCAGUCAUGCAGGCCUUCCCAAGACCUACUUUCAGGCCUGUGGGAUGGACCCUGUCAGAGACUGCAGCAUUGUGCUUGAACAAAUCUACAAGGACGAGGGAGUGCCCACAAAGAUUGACAUCUAUCCGGGUCUUCCUCAUGCGUUCUGGGCUAUAUUUCCAGAACUUGAGAUAUCGCAGAAGCGUGAGCGGGAUGCCGUCGAGGGUCUAAAGUGGCUGCUGGCUGGUGAAGGCCUUGGGCAACGUCAAUCAAUAGACUAUUUGUUAUUGUUUGGUUUCAGUGAGUCAGACAAGCAUAUUGAAAUGUCGAAUCAACACUGGUAG